UAAUAUAAAUGAUAAUAUAAAUGAUAAUAUAAAUGAUAAUGUAAAUGAUAGUAGUGGUAAUAAUAAUCUUUAUGGUAGUAGAAUUAUUCAAAAAGGAAAGCAUAUGCAAAGUGACAAGAAGGAUGAAUGUUAUGAUAAAGAAGGAAUGAAAGAUAAUAAUCAUAUAAAUAAUGUACAAAGUUUAAUGCCCCUUGAUGAUUCCAUUAUGACCCCAAGUAACCAUAAUAAUUUGAAUUCUGAUUUAUUAUUAAAACAUAAGGAGCAAUCAUAUAAGAUGAAGAUGAAUAGAUACAGUGAAUCUAAUUUAAAACAAGCAGAUCUAUCAAUAUCUCAUGAUUAUUUAAACAAUAGUGUACUAUCAAGUAUUGGUUUUUAUAAAGAAAAUGAUUUGUGUUUUAUUAAAUAUAUAAUUGUAUGUAAUUUUAAGAGUUAUGAAGAUGAAAAUAUUAUCGGUCCUUUUUCAAAAUUUACUUCUAUUAUUGGACCAAAUGGAUCAGGCAAAUCAAAUAUUAUGGAUUGUAUAUGCUUUGCUCUAGGCAUAAAUAAUAAAUAUUUACGUGUGAAGAAUUUAAGAAAUUUAAUAUAUCAUAAAGAGAAUGAGAAAGUAGAAGAAAUACAUAAAAGAAUAUGCUAUGUAAAAAUAAUUCUAGAAUGUAAUAAAGAAAAUGUAGAAAUAAAAAGAACAUUAAAUUAUAAAGGUGUUAGUAAUUUUUAUAUAAAUGACAAAUUAGUUGAUCAAAAAGAAUAUAUGAAUUUUUUAAGAAAAAAUAGAAUUGAAACAAAAACUAAAACGUGUUUAAUUUUUCAAGGUGAUAUUGAAGAUAUUAUUAAUAAAAAACCAAACGAACUAGCCAAAUUAUUUGAAUAUAUUAGUGGUUCAGAUGAAUAUGAACAAAUAUAUGAAGAUAUAAAAGAAAAAUUAAAAGAGAAACAAAUAAAUUGUAAAAAUUAUUUAAAUGAAAAGAAAAAAAUAGAACAAGAAAUUAAAAUACAUAAAAUACAAAUGAAUGAUAAUAUACAACAUAAUAAACUUAAAGAAAAUUAUGAAUCUGAAAUUAAAUUAUAUUAUCUAUUUAAAUUAUAUCAUUAUUUUAAAAAAAAAGAAAAAUUUAAAGAAGAUCUACUUUUAUAUAAAGAAGAAAAAUUACAAUUUGAACAAGACAUUCUAAAUAAAAAUAAAAAAAAGGCAAAUGAAUUAGAAAAAAAUAAUUUAAUUAAAAAAAAGGAAUCCAUAAAAAUUGAAGAACAAAUAAAAACUCAUUAUAUACAACUUAAUCAAUUCACAAUAUUAUUAAACGAAAUAUCAGAAAAAAAAAAAUUCUGUAACGAUUCCUUACAAAAAUUUCUAUCUAAUAAAAAACUUAAAACAAAUAUGCAAGAACAUUGUAACAGGUUUAUAGAAAAUCUAAAUUCACAAAUAAAGGAGCAAAAUAAAAAACUAGAAAAUGAAUAUAAAAGUAAAUUAAAAAUUAAUAUCAAGUUCUUUUCACAAUAUGAAAGUAUACAAAAUAUUAUCAAGACAAAAAUUGAGGAACAUAAAAAGAUGAUAUCACUUGGGGGGGAAAAGGGGGAUCAUAAAUCGAGCGUAUAUUUGAAUAAUGAAAAUGUAAAAAAAAAUGAUAAAAAAGGAAAAAGGGAUAAAAAAAAAAAUAUAAACAUAAAUCGUGAUCAUAUAAAUAAUGAUAAUAUAAAUGAUGAUAAUAUGAAUAUAUCCAAUUCAGAUCAUUCCAAUAAUUAUAAUAUGAUAGAAUAUUAUACAAAUAUGCUAAAUUUUUUAAAGGAUGAAAAAAUAUUAAACAAAAUACAUAUCGAUAGCACAAAUAAUUAUGAAUGUCCAUAUGAGAAUUAUAAUAUUAUCGAAUUUAUAGAAAAUUUGGAUGAAUAUAAACAAUGUAAAGAGACCUAUUUAUAUUUAUGUGCAAACAGCAAUAUUAAUAUAAAUAAUUAUACUAAUUUAUCAUGCUCUUUAAAAAAAGAUAUUAAAGAAUUACAAGAAGAAUGUGAUACAUUAAAUAGGAAGAAACAAAAAGAAUUAUUAGAAUAUGAAUCUGAAAAAUUAGCAUAUGAUCAAUUAAAUGAUCGUAUAUAUAAAUUAAAUAAUAUAAUAAAGGAACAAGAUGAUAAUAUACAAAAUAAUAAAAUGAAAAUUAAAAUGUGGAAUGAUACUAUCCUACAAAAUGAAAAACAAAUAGAAAUAUUAGAAGAACAAACUAAUAUUUUAAAUGUUCAUAAAAAUGAAUUAAUAGCAUUUGAAAAAAAAAGAGAUAUUAUAAAAAAUCUACAAAAUAUAUUUGGACAGGAUCAAGUUUAUGAUGAAGUUAGUAAUUUAUAUCAAGUAAACAAUCAAAUAUAUUAUACUGCUCUAAAUAAUAUUCUAAACAAAUUUAAUAACUUUCUGGUUGUCAAAAAUAUUGAUAUAGGCAUGAAAUGCAUAAAAUAUCUGAAGGAAAAUAAAUUACAAAGAAUGGAUUUUAUACCUUAUGAAAAUUUUGUAUCAAAUUUGAAAAAAAAAAAAAAAAAUAAAAAUAACAUAAUAGAAGAUAAUUACACAAGAAGGGAUGAAAAACAACAACAUAUACAAAAUCAACAGGAACAUUAUGAUGAUUCUCAUAACAAUGAACAUAAUACAUAUGUUGAUAAGAAUAACACUAAUAUAUCUUCUUUUAAUAAUGUAGAAAAAGUUAUUAAUACAUUUAAAAAGAAAAAUAUAAUUCUUGCAAAUAAUUGUCUUGUAUGUGAUCAGAAAUAUAAAAUAAUGUUUGAUUAUUUAAUAGGAGAAGAUACAUUAAUUGUAGAUAAAAUAAAAGAUGCUGAAGAUAUAAAAAAUAAGUUUCCUUAUAUAAAUAUUAAUAUGGUCACAUUAAAUGGACAUGUUAUUUCUAAAAAUAAUAAUUUAAUUAUUGAUAUUACAAAUAAAUAUUCUGAUAUAGAAAAAUUCAAUAAUAAAAGAUUAAAUAUUAAUUUAUAUAAUAAACUAAUAAACCAGAAAGAAGAAUGUCUAAAUAAUAUCAAUGAUUGUAAUCGAAAUAUUAUUCAAACUAAUGAACUUAUAAAUAAACAACAAAGCGAAUAUGAAUUAAAUAAAAAAAAAAUCUCAAGUAUAUUAAUUAAAAAAAAUAUUUUUGAAAAUGAAAUUGAAGCUAAAAAUAAAGUUAUGGAACAUUAUGAACAAAAAAUAGAUAAAUUAAAAAAUAUAGAUUUAAAAAAAAAAUUAGAAUUAUUAGAUUCAUAUGAAAAAGAAUUAUUUAAAGAAAGGAAUAGUCUUUCAUUAUAUCAAAAAGAUGCUUUUAAAAAUUUAAAUGAAAAAUUUAAAAUAGAUAAUAUUUAUGAAAUUAUAGAACACAAUUUAAGAGAUAUGGACAAAAUUGAUGAACAUAUUAAUCGCAUAAAAAAUAAUAUAAAAAAAUUAAAUGAUGAUAUUAAUGAAUUAUUAGAUAAAAAAAAUGAAAUUAACUUUUUACAAAAAAAUGAACAAUCAAUAGAUGAAGAUAAUAUUAAAAAAGAAUUAAUAUCACUUGAAAAACAAGAAAAAGAUUCAAAUCAACAAAUUGAUAAUAUACAUAAAAUAUUACAAGAUUUAGAAGGAGAAAAAAUUAAUAUUCAUAAAAAUCUAAAUAAUCUUAAUCAAGAAUUAAAUCAACUUCGUGAUAAUAUAAAUAUUAAUUUUGAAAAAUAUGAACAUAUAGAAAAUAAAAUUGAAAAUUCACAAAAAAAAAUACAAAUAUAUACACAAUUUAUAAAUGAUCUAAUAAAUGAAUGUGAUAUAAAUAGUGUCAAUAUUUUCUUAACAAAUAAUCUUUUAAAGGAUAUUGAUGACCAAACAACUGAUAUGGAACAAAAAAUACACAAAAAAAAAAGAAAUAAUAAAAACAAAAAUAAUAAAAAAAAUAAAAAAAAUCAUAUGUCUAGUGAUCCACACCAAAAACGAAAAAGCAAAUUACUAGAAAGUAGUGACAGUGAACAAGAAGAUAAUACAUCUAAUGCAAGUAAUACUUCAUGUAAUAAUUCAGAAGAUGAAAAUGAUAUACUUGAACAAAAUGAAGAAAAACAAAAUAACAUACUCCUAUCAAAUAUAUCAUUCGAUCUUUUAUCAGAUGAAUUAAAAAAUAUGGAAAAUGAUAAAGAUAUAAACAAUCAAAAAGAAAAUAUGGAAAAAGAAAUUGAAAGAAAAAAAAAACUAUUAAAAUUAAAAAAUGUUAAUUGUAAUGCUGAAAAAGAAUAUGAAAAAUUAACAUCCAAAUUAAAAUCAAUUGAUGCAUCUCUUUCUGAAGAAAGAAAAGAAUGUAAUUUAUUUGAACGUAAUUUUAGAAUAUUACAAAAAAAAAGAUCUUACAAAUUCUUACAUUGUUUUAAUUAUAUUAAAAAUAUUAUAGAUAAUGUAUAUAAUAAUUUAACAUAUAAUGCUAAACAUCAUGUCGGUGGACAAGCUUUUUUAGACUUAUGUAAUUUUAAUGAAUUUAAUAAAGAUGAUGAACCUUUCUAUUGUGGUAUCAAAUAUAAUAAUAUGCCUCCUAUGAAAAGAUAUUUUGAAAUAUCUGAAUUAAGUGGAGGUGAAAAAAGUAUUAGUGCAUUAGCAUUAAUUUUUUCAAUUCAAAAAUAUAUUAAUAACUCAUUUAUUAUACUUGAUGAAGUUGAUGCAAAUAUGGACCCUCUCAAAAUUCAUUCUCUAACAAGAUAUCUAAAUUCAAUUAAUAGUCAAGUUAUUGUUAUUUCGUUGAAGGAAAAAUUCUUUAGUAAAAGUCAAUCCCUAAUCGGAGUAUACAAAAAUAAACAUAAAAAAUGUUCAAAAACAAUUACUUUGGAUAUAAGUAAAUAUCGACAGGAUCUAACAAACAAUUGA
This is a messenger RNA of Plasmodium gaboni, 4840 nucleotides long. Its product is annotated as putative structural maintenance of chromosome protein. Gene Ontology annotation, molecular function: protein binding; DNA binding; ATP binding. NCBI's taxonomy places the organism in Eukaryota, Apicomplexa, Aconoidasida, Haemosporida, Plasmodiidae. Gene Ontology annotation, biological process: sister chromatid cohesion. The annotation marks the transcript as partial. The record is from RefSeq and is a predicted model, not a curated record. The transcript has a single exon. Gene Ontology annotation, cellular component: nucleus; cohesin complex; chromosome.